Aethina tumida (small hive beetle) is the source of this 1091-nucleotide messenger RNA. RefSeq names its product odorant receptor 4. The transcript is spliced from 6 exons. Gene Ontology annotation, cellular component: plasma membrane. The record is from RefSeq and is a predicted model, not a curated record. NCBI's taxonomy places the organism in Eukaryota, Metazoa, Arthropoda, Insecta, Coleoptera, Nitidulidae. Gene Ontology annotation, molecular function: odorant binding; olfactory receptor activity. Gene Ontology annotation, biological process: sensory perception of smell; detection of chemical stimulus involved in sensory perception of smell. The coding region runs from base 1 to 1017 and encodes 338 amino acids.
AUGAUGUACCAACAAACUGUAAACUUUUGGUUCCAAUCGUUACAAUACGUCGGCUUGAACCCAGAAAAACAGAAAAAAUGGGUCUUCACCGUCAUGGUGGCAGGUGGAACGAUUUUAUAUGCUCUCACAUUUGCGGAAUUCUUCUUCAGUCCGGAUCCAAAUUACAUACACACGGUGGAAUCUAUUGUGAUCUUCUGCCAUAUGAUGUCCAAAACUGGAGCCAUUUUUUACUUUUCCAAGGAACUACAACAACUUCACAAAGACUUGGAGCACUUUUGGAGCUUUGAAAGCGAUGAACAUAUAAUAAUGAUAACAAUCGUACCACUGGUUACAUCCAGAAGUUUGCAAAUGUAUGUUUAUGUACCAGAAGCUUUAGGCACCAAUUUCGUUUGGCUACUUGAAAGCCUAAUCAUUCCUUUAAUAACUGUCAGUGUAUUCGCUUUCGACUAUCUGAUAUUCACUUUUCUGCAGUUAACAAUAGUGCAGUUCCAACUUUCGAACUCCUCAAUUAGGAAACUAAAUUUCGGAGAGCAUCAGGACAAUGGGGAAUUGAGAACUCAACUGGUGAAGCUUGUUAAACACCACAUUUUUAUGUUGAAGUUCACGAAAAGGUUACAACGGAUCAUGUCUUUGCCCCUUCUCGUUCAGCUGUUCAAUACCGUUUCUGCCUUUUGCAUUGAAAUGUACUUAAUGAGAUACAAUGUUGACCUAGGACAAGGCAUAAUUGGAAGCCUUCAUUCUCUGGUGGUCUUUGUUCAAAUUUGCUACUUCUAUUGCACUCCUUGUCAGGAUGUUAUGGAUCAGGGUUUGGAAAUUGCGAUACAAGUGUAUUCGAUUAACUGGUACGAAUUAGAAGACAACUCGUUGAAGAUGUUACUCAAAAUGAUCAUUAUGAGAGGUUCAGAACCGAUUGACUUCAGUGCUGCUGGUUUUGUUCAAAUCAAUUUAGCUGCUUUGGUCAUGGUUUUCAAGACGAGUCUUUCAUUCUACUCGUUCUUGGUGGCAAUUGAUACUUAAGAAAGUAAAUUAAAUGGGAUCUCUUUUUAAUAUUCACUACUUCUACAAAAUACAGCAUUUUAAAACACUUUAUU